This is a messenger RNA of Serpula lacrymans var. lacrymans S7.9, 631 nucleotides long. RefSeq lists its product as uncharacterized. Bases 379 to 621 code for a protein of 80 amino acids. The transcript has a single exon. The record is from RefSeq and is a predicted model, not a curated record. NCBI's taxonomy places the organism in Eukaryota, Fungi, Basidiomycota, Agaricomycetes, Boletales, Serpulaceae.
GAUCGUCACCGGAUUACAACUGUAUACUGCGUCUACAACCUUGCUUGACAGUGACAUUGGGCAGGUGACAGUCAUAAGGUACGAUGGGAAUGGAAGCUAAGUGUCAGUGUUCCAAAAGGGAUAAUCUUCUACUGCCAUCACGUGGAUAGAAUAUGCUGAAUUCUCAAAAUUUGAACUAGUUGGUACUACCAGGGAAACGUCCCAAAUAAUUAUGGUAAAGUAUGCUAGUUUGGAUACGAAGAUGUUGGAACUAUAUUGUGCGUCGUUUUUUCUUAAUGGGUCACUCUAAAUGGUUGUUCUCUUGUCUAGUGGCUCUUGAGACAUCUCAGCUGGUACGGUCUUCAGCAUUCGGGUCAGGAUAUCGACCUCGAAUCACUUAUGAUACAACCACCCAGAAAACACAUUUCAUACCACCCUUCAUGUUCAAUUAGACUAAUCACAACGCCAUUGAUAGAUACAGAUUCUGGGCGUGCUGCAUUAUGGUGGAAACCCUGUAUUGUUUACAUGCUGGACUGCAUCUGGAUACACAGUCGGGUGGUUGUGCGCAGGGGCUCUGAUAUAUGUUUAAAUGACAAUCAUCCUAGAUGUCACGAGGAGCGAAGCCCGAAGACGAAGUCUUAGCGCAGUAAGC